CGUGCCUCUGCUCUCUCUCGUCCUCUCGUAGCUAGCUUCGUUCACUCACUGCUCGAGUGCUCGGUGGGUGCAAAAAAUACACACCUUGCCAUGCCGGCCACCGCCGCUCUCUGGCCGGCGCCGGCGUGGGUGGCGGUCGUCGCGCUGUGGACGCUGCUUGCCGCCGCCGCGGUCGGCCUGUGGACGCUGCUGUCCCGCAGCACGCUCCUGCCGGCCGUGUCCUGGCCCGGACGGCGGCGGGGCGCGAGCGAUAAUAAGGAGGCGGCCCGGCUCCCGCCCGGCAGCUUCGGGUGGCCGCUCGUCGGCGAGACGCUGGACUUCGUGUCCUGCGCCUACUCGUCGCGACCGGAGGCCUUCGUCGACAAGCGCCGCCUCCUGCACGGGAGCGCGGUGUUCCGGUCGCACCUGUUCGGGUCGGCGACGGUGGUGACGUCGGACGCGGAGGUGAGCCGGUUCGUGCUGCAGAGCGACGCGCGCGCCUUCGUGCCGUGGUACCCGCGCUCGCUGACGGAGCUCAUGGGCAAGUCCUCCAUCCUGCUCAUCAACGGCAGCCUGCAGCGCCGCGUCCACGGCCUCGUCGGCGCCUUCUUCAAGUCGCCGCAGCUCAAGGCGCAGGUCACCGCCGACAUGCAGCGCCGCCUCGCGCCCGCGCUCGCCGCCUGGCGCGCCCAGGGCCCCGGCGCGCGCAUCCGCAUCCAGGACCACGCCAAGGCGAUAGUGUUCGAGAUCCUGGUGAAAGGACUGAUCGGGCUGGAGGCAGGCCCGGAGACGCAGCAGCUCAAGCAGCAGUUCCAGGAAUUCAUUGUCGGCCUCAUGUCCCUUCCGAUCAAGCUGCCGGGGACUAGGCUCUACAGAUCCCUCCAGGCCAAGAAGAGGAUGGCGAGGCUGAUACAGAGGAUCAUACAGGGGAAGAGGAGGCCGAAAGUCCUCGACGGCGACGAGGGGCCGCGAGCGCCGCCGCGCGACGCCAUCGACGUGCUCAUAAGCGGCGGCAGCGACGAGCUCACCGACGAGCUGAUAUCCGACAACAUGAUCGACCUGAUGAUCCCGGCGGAGGACUCGGUGCCGGUGCUCAUCACGCUCGCUGUCAAGUUCCUCAGCGAGUGCCCUCUUGCUCUGCAACAACUGGAGGAGGAGAACAUGCAGCUCAAGAGGCGAAAAACCGACAUGGGCGAGACCUUGCAGUGGACGGACUACAUGUCACUGUCAUUCACACAGCAGGUGAUAACGGAGACACUGCGGAUGGGCAACAUCAUCAACGGGAUCAUGCGCAAGGCGGUACGGGACGUCGAGGUGAAGGGGCACCUCAUCCCCAAAGGCUGGUGCGUGUUCGUGUACUUCCGAUCGGUCCACCUCGACGGCAAGCACUACGAUGAGCCCUACAGGUUCAAUCCAUGGAGGUGGAAGGAGAAGGACACGAGCACCAGCAGCUUCACUCCUUUUGGUGGUGGGCAGAGGCUGUGCCCAGGCCUGGAUCUGGCCAGGCUGGAAGCUUCAAUCUUUCUCCAUCACUUGGUCACCAGCUUCAGGUGGGUGGCGGAGGAGGACCACAUCGUCAACUUCCCAACCGUGCGGCUGAAGCGAGGCAUGCCCAUCAAGGUCACCAGCAAGGACUGACUGGCCAGCCGCCGCUUGCAUUGUGGACGAUGACUUCAUUUGAUGCAGAUUUCAGAUCCGCCAGGGUUUGCAGCAACCUAGCUCUUACGCAAGCUCUACUACACACUAUCAUAUCAUAUAUAGGCUCGAAUAGCAUCCAUGAAGGAAGGGCCCUCUUGAUUUGGAGAUGGCAAGAACAUUGCUAUGCAUUUGGAUGUGGAGGUGUACAGAAGAGAGGAAGAGGAAGGUUAGGAAGAUUGAUCGGCCAGGAAGCAUGUUUACUAAUAUUUGGUUAGUACUAAGCGUAGUAUUAGUAUAGUGUUAUACUAGCCAUGGCCCGUCAUGGAUAGGCCUCAAGGCUUGCAUGGUGUCUACUAUAGAGUACUAUAUGUCAUGAUGCCCGGCUAAAAUGAAAUGAAAUGAAAGAUUAAGUGGUGCUGGAUUGUGAUCAAAGCAUUGGGUCCUAGUGUUA
Panicum hallii is the source of this 2068-nucleotide messenger RNA. RefSeq names its product cytochrome P450 90D2-like. Bases 91 to 1617 code for a protein of 508 amino acids. Lineage: Eukaryota; Viridiplantae; Streptophyta; Magnoliopsida; Poales; Poaceae. The transcript has 8 exons. The record is from RefSeq and is a predicted model, not a curated record. Gene Ontology annotation, molecular function: oxidoreductase activity, acting on paired donors, with incorporation or reduction of molecular oxygen, NAD(P)H as one donor, and incorporation of one atom of oxygen; heme binding; iron ion binding. Gene Ontology annotation, biological process: brassinosteroid homeostasis; multicellular organism development; sterol metabolic process.